AUGAAUCGCUACCGAAAUGCUCCAGGGCUUCGAGCCGGGCCUAGCAAAGCCUCCUCGACGACGCUAUGCCAAAAGUGCCUGAAACGAGAUAUCUAUGAAUGCAAAGCCGCGGCGCAGGAACGCCCGUACAAGGCUCGGCCCUCAAGAACCCAGCAGUUGUUGAAUCCAACGCUGGUGCCUAAGCUUUCGGAGGAUGUGCACCGGGAACCAGGGGAGACGUCUGGUUUGGCCGAUAAGAUCCUCGUCAGUCGCGAGGCGGACCGUGGCCGCCAAGGGGAGCCUUCAGCCCGAGCAAGAUCGCCAUCGUCAGGUUCGAUAGAUUCAGUCUCGACGAUAUCUACCAAUCGCUCAGUGUCCGUGUCGCGAGAGCGCUCAAAGAGGCGUGGCUCGCGGACGCCUGACCGCGGCGGGUCGGCAUCACCUCAGCCGAAUGAUUCACGCAAACGACGCUACAGUGAUGCUUCGGAAGAUGGUUCAGCAAAGUCGUAUUUCUCGGACGAUGAACAGCGAUCAAGAUCAAAGGAGUGGAUCGAGGAGAGAAACAUCCGACGACGCCGCCGCGAGAGCAGCCCCGAGGAACGAGGUCGACAUCGAGCCUCGGCUACGCGCGACUCCCGCAAGUCUGACCGGCGCAGCAAAAGCCUUGAGAAGAGUCGGAUUGCAAAGCAAAGGCGAUCGAUGACACCAGAUGCCGCAUAUGAUCAUUCCGAUAGACGCACCUAUCGCGACAGAGACUCUCUUGAAGGGCAGUCCAAGGCAGGCCGGUCAAGACAGGAACCUCGAGGGCGUGAGGGACCACCUCGAGAGCGGAGUUUGAGUCCGUACAGCAGAAGACUUGCUUUGACACAAUCAAUGAAUCUGGGAAGAUAA
Molecule: messenger RNA, 870 nt
Organism: Penicillium oxalicum
Lineage: Eukaryota; Fungi; Ascomycota; Eurotiomycetes; Eurotiales; Aspergillaceae
Product: zinc finger CCHC-type containing 10
Exons: 3
Coding region: 1-870 (289 amino acids)
Source: RefSeq, a predicted model, not a curated record